ACCAAGGAAUCAUCCAGGCUCGACCUGAAAAUACGCACGCUGCGACUACGACAUCAACAAGCCGCUCGCCAAAGACGUCCUGCUGGUCACCCGAUCGAUCAACUGGUCACCACCAAGUCGGCCGAAAACCGCACCCAGCCCCAGCCAGCGCAGUCCAAUCCACGCGCUCUGACCUCCGCCGAGCCUGCUCUUCUUCGACACUGCAGCCUGCCCCUCCAUACUCGAACAAGAGGUCCUCAGAAACCAGCAUUAAUCGCCUGUCAACAGAACUCAACAACCUCUGUCCCCAGACGACGAAGAAACCCUUUCGAACGUUUGUUGCACGAAAACGCAAUGGCGCCGUCUUACAACAACGGCCGUCGAGGCCCCAAUGUUUCGCAGUAUCUGCGUGACCUCAACACCAUCGAGGCCAAGGGCGCCCGCGAGGAGGAGUUCCGUUUCGAGGACGACCUCGCCAUGUUCACCAACACUCAGUUCUUCGACUUCGAGACGGGUCAGAACACUGACUACCAGGCUCAGCCUUCGAAGCCCGAAUCGGAGGUGCCCUCAAGCGCCGUCACCACUGUUGGUGAUGACCUCACAUCACCCCUCGGCGACCUCUCAAACCUUGACUUUAUGGCCACUGGCGAUUUUAACUUCGACAACUUCAACACAUACCAUGGCCCGGGCGUCCCGUCCUUCCACGAGGGCCUGGGCAACCUCCAGCCUCUGCAACCCAACCCCCAGCAGCACUACGCCCCGCCGCCAAUGCCCCAGCAGCAGAACGCGUAUGUUUCCCCGCCUACGCCGGGCGCUGGUGACAGCAGGAAGGGAAGCGUUGUGUUGAACCCCGUGAACAGACCCAUCCAGGGCUUUGAGGAGCACUCCCGCGUUGCCGCCGAGGAGGACAAGCGCAGGCGCAACACGGCCGCCAGUGCCCGCUUCCGCAUCAAGAAGAAGCAGCGCGAGCAAGCCCUCGAGAAGAGCGCCAAGGACAUGUCCGAUAAGGUGUCCGCGCUGGAGAGUCGCAUCAACCUCCUUGAGACGGAGAACCGAUGGCUCAAGAACCUCGUGAUGGAGAAGAACGACGGUAACGAAGAGAUCACGGCCAUGUUCAAGGAGUUCGACAGCAAGCACAAGGCCAGCAAGGCCUCCACCGCGUCAUCGCGCUCUUCCGACGUGAAGGACGAAGACUAG
Messenger RNA from Verticillium dahliae VdLs.17, 1176 nucleotides. Its product is annotated as regulatory protein cys-3. The record is from RefSeq and is a predicted model, not a curated record. Gene Ontology annotation, molecular function: RNA polymerase II transcription regulatory region sequence-specific DNA binding; DNA-binding transcription activator activity, RNA polymerase II-specific. Gene Ontology annotation, biological process: regulation of transcription by RNA polymerase II. Lineage: Eukaryota; Fungi; Ascomycota; Sordariomycetes; Glomerellales; Plectosphaerellaceae. The coding region runs from base 334 to 1176 and encodes 280 amino acids. Gene Ontology annotation, cellular component: nucleus. The transcript is spliced from 2 exons.